Messenger RNA from Fonticula alba, 1647 nucleotides. RefSeq lists its product as hypothetical. The record is from RefSeq and is a predicted model, not a curated record. Bases 81 to 1592 code for a protein of 503 amino acids. The transcript has 3 exons. NCBI's taxonomy places the organism in Eukaryota, Rotosphaerida, Fonticulaceae.
CCCUCCCCCCCCCCUGCCGAACACUUCAUCCCUCUUGGUGCAACGCACUGCCCCCUUCCCCCUUUCCCUGACCGCCCGCCAUGGCCACCGAGUACUCUCCCCUGGCGGCUGAUGUCUACUCGCACGCCUCGCUGGAGGGGUCGGCCAAUCAGCAUGCGCAGGACACGGCCGACUGGCGUGGAAGCACGUCCAGCGCUUCUGGCGUCGCCGGCACCGCGCCCGACCACGACAGCAAGCCCUCGAAGAAGAUCUACAUUGUGGUGGGCAUUUUCUUCACCGUCCUCAUCGCGGCCGGCGUCAUGAUGUGCAUCAUGCUGAUUGAUACUCUGACCGACCCGGAGGCGCGCUACGCGCAUCUGAAGAACUUCUGCAGCCAUGUGGGUCCCAUUUCCAAGGCCGAGCUUUCCACUCGCCGGGCCCGCCUGGCCGAGGAGAUGGCUCAUGCCGAUGUGGAUGUCUUCGUGGCCGAGGCCGGAAGCACUCUCUUCUAUCUGACCGGCGCGGCCUGGGAGCAAAGUGAGCGCCCUUUCCUGGUGGUCUUGUCGCGCCUGGACAAUUCGUCGGCCGACCCGCGCCAGCACGAGUACCUGGUCGUGUCUCCGGCCUUCGAGCAUGACAAGGCCGUGGAGGAAGUUGGCCCGGGGGUUUCGCUGGUCUACUACCAGGAGGACCAGUCGCCGUAUGCCGUGUUGACCAAGCACCUGGGCCUGGACGCCGGCACCGGGGCCCAUGUGGUGGUGGACCGCGAUGCACGGGGCUUCGUGCACUUCGGCCUGGCCGGAGCCCUGGCCCCGGGGCACACCGCCUCUUCCGACAAUGGCGGGGCCUUGGUGCGACAGGUGCGUGGCAUCAAGUCCACCGCCGAGGUGGCCAUCAUGCGCUGUGCCAAUCUGGCCACCAAGGCCGCCAUCCGGGCGGUGCUGGAGUCGGUCAAGGGGUCCACCACGCAGGCCGACGUUUCGGCUCGCAUUGCCACCGCCCUCGAGAUCGCCGGGCUCAGCAACACCUGGUCCAUUGCGCUGUUUGGCCCGAAUGCCGCGGCGCCGCAUGGCAUCGCCGGCAAUGCCGGGCUCCGCCUGACCAAGGGCAUGAUGAUUCUCCUGGAUGCCGGCGGUCAGCUCCAUGGGUACCAGUCGGACAUCACCCGUACGGUGGUCUGGCCGCUGGGGGCCACCACCAGCGCCGAUGGCCCGGAGCACUUUGCCCGGACGACGCUAGUUUGGGAAACGGUGCGCGAUGCGCACAUCGCCGCCCUGGCCGCCAUUCGCCCUGGCGCCCUGGCGUCCGAUGUCGACGCCGCGGCGCGGCGCGUGGUCCAGGCCGCCGGCUUCGGUGGCGACUACGAGGCCUUCACCCAUCGUCUAGGCCACGGGAUUGGCAUCGAUGGCCAUGAGGACCCGUACAUGAACCGCGGCAAUGCCGAGGAGAUUCAGGUGGGCCACUGUUUCUCCGUCGAGCCGGGCAUCUACCUCAAGGAUGAAAUGGGUGUCCGCAUCGAGGACAUUGUGUGUGUGACCAACUCCACCGCCCCCUACUACGAGCUGUUUGGCGCGACGUCGUAUCUGCUGCAGGACCCUCUCAAGGACCAUUGAGAGGACAGGCCGUGCAUUGCUGGCGCCUCGUGCUUCCACACUGUUGCCCCCCCCC